Molecule: messenger RNA, 942 nt
Organism: Saccostrea echinata
Lineage: Eukaryota; Metazoa; Mollusca; Bivalvia; Ostreida; Ostreidae
Exons: 2
Coding region: 1-942 (313 amino acids)
Biological process (GO): adenylate cyclase-activating G protein-coupled receptor signaling pathway
Cellular component (GO): plasma membrane
Molecular function (GO): G protein-coupled receptor activity
Source: RefSeq, a predicted model, not a curated record
AUGAAUGCGAACAACACUAUUUCCAAAACCAACGGCUACGAUUUACCGGUGUACGGAUUGGACAAUGGACAGUUUUUAAUUAUACACUUACCUGCACUCCUGUGCAUUUUUUUGAGCUUGAUUUGUGCCUUAACAGUACUGAUUCUGUCUUUCAAGAAAAGAAAAAUAAAAUCGUUUUUCACCUGGUCAAAAAGUGAGCGUUUCGUGGUGUACAUGGCCAUUUGUGAUGGCACCUUUAACAUUGCUCACAGUUUUGAUCAUCUGCAUAUUGUAAUUUCCCAGAACCACGUCUAUCCCAGAGAGCUUUGCGAGUUCUACGCUUUUAUGUUAGUCGAGUUCAUAACCGCUCAAAAUUUAAUGGUGAAUAUCGUAGCCAUCAAUGCAUUUGUGUUAAUUUAUUUCAACAAGAAUAUCAACUUUGGAAAAUACGACUGGAAGAUUCUGGUGUGGAUUUUUGGAGCCCCCUUUGUCGGUGUGACCUUUGCCGCCAGUUUUGAGCAACUAGGACCUGCAGGGGCCUUUUGCUUUUUUGACGGCGUGAAGGGUGUCAUUGCCAAUAUAUGCUUCACAACAGUUCCUCUCACUCUCAUAUUGUUCAUGAACACCAUCCUAUACCUACUCACAUGGACUCGCAUCAGAUCCGACACAGAGAGAAUCAAGCACACGAUUGGUCAAAAGUCUGUCACCAUGCGCAUGGCUCAUAAUGCCGCGCGCAACAUGACCUUUUUUGUUGCGGCAUUUUUCGUCCAGUGGUGGGCCUUCGCGAUCUACGGAGUAUGGGCUCUUGUUGAUAACGUGCCGCAAGUUUUGUUUCAAUUAGUCACAAUUUUUAACAACCUCGGAGGUGUAGUUAACCUAGUUGUAUACAUGUUUAUAAGAAAGCACACUGAAGUUAGUCCACAGGUUGCUAACAACGACAGUACAGUAAACACUCCCGCCUAA